Messenger RNA from Apis mellifera (honey bee), 2913 nucleotides. It is a transcript of the gene Klp68D, whose product is annotated as kinesin 2A. The transcript is spliced from 2 exons. The coding region runs from base 397 to 2574 and encodes 725 amino acids. The record is from RefSeq and is a predicted model, not a curated record. Gene Ontology annotation, molecular function: microtubule motor activity; microtubule binding; ATP binding. Gene Ontology annotation, biological process: microtubule-based movement. NCBI's taxonomy places the organism in Eukaryota, Metazoa, Arthropoda, Insecta, Hymenoptera, Apidae.
AGAUCGAUUCAGUAAGUCCGUGGAAACGAAUGAGGGAACUUCAUUGCGCACGCUUGACUAUAAUGGCUUUUUGCUGUCAAAAUGUGAUGCAGUUGUUUCUGAAUUUUAUUGCAAUGUGUUGUACAUGGUUUUAAUGAUUACUUGAGCAUCGAACUGUAACUGAAGUGAAGAUUCAUAGCGAUUCGCAAUUUGGAACGUUCAAACAAGUGGAAAUAAAAACAACGCGCGUUAUUAGUAUAAAUCCUAGAAAGCAAACAAUGGAUCAAUACUUUGCAGACGAGGGUAACAUGCGGAUACAACGAAAAAUCAUUGUUCUUUUAUAGUAACGUUUCUUAUUUUGCGUAUAUUCAUCGUAUUUAAAAAUUUGAAAAGGUAAAAGUUGCAUUGGCCGUCGACAUGGAUAAGUCGGAUAAUCAGUUAAAAACCUGGAAAAAGAAGAGUAUGAAGUCGAGUGGUUCAGCGGAUGUUGUGACCCAAUGCGUUCAGGUGGUCGUGCGUUGCAGACCGAUGGACGAGAAGGAACUGGCCCGUGGCUAUAUGCGUGUGGUUGAUGUAUUCCCAUCGAGAGGAGUGGUCGAGAUACGUCAUCCGCGAGAUGAUCCAUCGAGCGAUAAUGUGAAAGUUUUUACAUUUGAUGCGGUCUACGACUGGAAUUCCAGUCAACAAGAUCUCUACGAAGAAACGGUCAGACCGUUGGUAUCCUCGGUUCUCGAUGGUUUCAACGGAACUAUUUUUGCAUAUGGGCAAACCGGCACCGGGAAAACGUAUACAAUGGAAGGUCUGAAGACUGAUCACGAGAGGCGUGGUGUAAUUCCACGAUCGUUUGAGCAUAUUUUUAACCACAUAGGCAGAUCCGAGAAUAUGCAGUAUUUGGUACGUGCCAGUUACCUUGAAAUAUAUCAGGAAGAGAUUCGCGACCUCUUGCAACCUGAUCAGAGUCUCAGAUUUGAGUUGAAAGAGAAACCGGACAUUGGUGUGUUCGUUAAAGAUCUGUCCACCUCCGUAUGCAAAAGCGCUGCCGAGAUUCAACAAUUGAUGAAUACUGGAAAUCAGAAUAGGACUAUAGGUGCAACAAAUAUGAAUGAGCACAGCUCGAGAUCGCACGCUAUAUUUUUAAUCACUAUUGAAAUGGGAUCGAUCGGGGAUACAGGUGGAAUCAGAGUUGGUCGUCUAAAUUUGGUAGAUUUGGCAGGUAGCGAAAGGCAGAGUAAAACUGGAUCCUCCGGAGAGAGACUGAAAGAAGCGAGUAAGAUCAACUUAAGCUUAUCAGCGUUAGGAAAUGUGAUAUCAGCUCUAGUUGACGGUAAAACGACGCACGUGCCGUAUAGAGAUUCCAAAUUGACGCGGUUGCUGCAAGAUUCUUUGGGCGGGAAUUCGAAGACUAUCAUGGUUGCCAACAUUGGACCAGCUAGUUAUAAUUAUGAGGAAACGUUGACAACGUUGCGAUACGCGAACCGAGCCAAAAAUAUUAAGAAUAAGCCAAGAAUAAACGAAGAUCCAAAAGAUGCGUUGUUGAGACAAUAUCAGGAAGAAAUUGGCCGAUUGAAAGAGAAAUUGGCGCAAAAAGGUAUGGUGCAAAAACGGAAAAAGAAAUCGAAGAGGAAGAAGGAGGAUGAAACCAUAGAAUCCGAAUCUGAAACGGAAGACAGUCGAGGUGAAGAUAAUAAAAUAGAAACGGAUAAAAAAUUAAUCGCAGAACAGUUGAAGGCUGAGAAACAAGAGACGGAAACACUUAUAAUGAGAAUAAAAGAUUUGGAAAGUAAAAUGCUUUGCGGUGGAAAAAAUAUUAUUGACCAUACUAAUGAACAGCAGAGAGCAUUAGAACAGAAAGCGGCCGAAAUAGCCGAAAGGAAGAAAAGAGAAGUGGAAAUGCAGCAAAAACUUGAAGAUGAAGAGCUCACAAUGUUAGGUGUGAAAGAAACUUAUUCAAAUUUGCAACAGGAAGUAGAUGUGAAAUCAAGAAAGCUUAGAAAAUGUUUCAAUAAAUUGCAAGUUUUAAAGCAAGAAUUGGAAGACGUUACUAAUGAUUUCAAUAGAGAUAGGAGAGACUUGGAACAAACUCAGCAUGAAUUAAUGAAAGAAUUAAAAUUGAAAUAUCUUAUAAUAGAAAAUUUCAUUCCCGAAGAAGAAAAGAAUAAGAUUCUAUCUAGAAUCCAUCUCGAUGAAGAGGAAGAUUGCUGGAUAGUGAAAGAACCAGAACCAUCCAGUAUAGACUUGAUUAAGAGACCUACAUCAAUUCCUGGUGCCCGUAGACCCGUUUCAGAAUAUGCACGAAUUGCGCUAGCCAUGGGAAGAGGUUGUCGUUAUGCGGGUGAAAAUAUAUUGAAUUUAGAUUUAGAUAUGCCUGCUAGAACAACAUUGGAUUAUCAAGGGCCCGUAAUCGCGCCUACAAUUCAAGCUGUACUUGAGGAAGCGUUGCGAGACGAAGGUGACAUCGAUGUGGAUGCUUCUAGUGCAAAACUUAGAUCAAAGCCACGCUUACAAUCCGCGAAAAUACGACCUAAAAGCGUUGGAAAAAUACCGCAAAUUCCAGCACCGGUUUAUCCAAAAACGAGAGGUCUUGUACCGAAGUAGGAAAUUUUUCAAUACGUUCCAGUAAAAAUCUGUAAAGAAAAUGUGUAAAUAUUGUACGAAUUGCAUUUUGAGCUUUGUUUGAUUAAUUUAUAUAUAUAUAUUAUAUAUAUAUAAAUAUAUAUAAGUAUAUAUAUAUAAUAUAUAUAUAAAUAUAUAUUAUGUAUAAUUAUAUAAUUUGUUGUGAUACGUCACAUGGUAUUCUAUGUGUAUCGAUAAGCGCGAAAUAUCCGGAAUCUCUAUAAUCCUCUAGUCAAUGUGCAUUGUGCAGUCACAUGGUAUUAGUAUAUUGAUUAUUUCAUUAUUUGCAUUAAUAAAAUAUAAAAUAAUUGUCAAGUUAAA